AGAAUCUCCAUGCUUUCCCUUUUGUGCAUGGGACCACCAAGCAGGCAGAUGUAGAAAAGUGUACCGGUCUGUUUGGGAUGUAGCGGUCGACCAAGUCUUGUAGCUAGCUUGGAGCAGUUCUAUUGAUACAUUUGUAGGCUAUAAAUAGGGUCUUAUUCAUUUAAUAGAAUAAAAAUAAAUUUAAUUUCUAUAUUAGGUUUAUGAGGUAUGACAAAUAUCUUGUCUCUGUAGUGUUUUCAAUUAAAUAUGGGUACAAGAGCAUUUACAGAUCACUGCUUUCUGUUUUUAUUUGCAUUUUAUGUACUCUCCCAACUUUUCUGGAAAUGGGGUUAUCAUUUGAAAUAACUGCUCACAAAAAUGCUCUGAAAUUUCCAUUCAGUGCUUAUCACUGAUUCAUCUCAUAAAUGUGCAGUGUUCCUCAUCUGGUUAUUAACAGCUACAAACACCAGAUGCAAGCUACAAAACAUUGCAGUGUCUUGGACCAGGCUCUGGAUAGCCUGCUGCACCGGCUGCGUGGCCUGUGUGACAACAUGGAGCCUGAGAGCUUUGCCGACCACGAAAUGGUGUACCUGUUGAAGGGUCAGCAGGGGAACCCAUUCCUGCUGCGUGCACGCCGCUCUCUUGCUCACCUGGCCACUCCGUGGCACCUGCGUUACCUGGGCCAACCAGAGGUUGGCGAUAAGAGCCGGCAUGCCCUGGUUCGCAACUGUGUGGAUGUGGCCACGUCACACAGCCUGCCAGAAUUCCUUAAUGAAAUGAGCUUUCGCAUGGACCAUGAGUUUGUGGCUAAAGGCCACAUUUUCCGUAAGGGUUCUCUAAAGGUGGUGGUGAGUAAGCUGUUCCGUGUUCUGGUACAGGGCAACACAGAGAACACGGAGCCACUGUCACUCUCCUCUCUGGUGGAGCUGAGUGUUUUAGCACCAGCUGGCCAGGACACUGUCUCUGAGGACAUGCGAGCCUUCGCAGAGCAGCUCAAACCCCUUGUGCACCUGGAGAAGAUUGACCCGAAGAGACACAUGUAAUGAAUGAGGUCAUGGAGGUUAUUAUUACCACAUGGAAUAAACUGAACCCUUCAAGUGCAUUGCCUUUUUUCCUUCCCCCCCAUGCUGAUUUCCCUCUAGUGAUGAGCCCUUUUUUCUGGCAUCCUUUCUCCUUAUGUGUUUUCAUAAAUAAUCCCUUUUUUAAAAAAUGUGUGUGACAGAGACUAAUUUAUGCUCCCUAUUGCGUACUGCAGAGAUUUCCCUGCUGCCAUAUGCUUUGGCUCCAUCUUGUCUUUUAUCCUAUGGCCCAGUCCUGCAUUGUGUGUCCAGGCAGUCCUCGAAUUCUAAAUGAAGUCCUUGUCCUCAGUCUGUCUUUUUCGGAUUUUGACGCAAGUCGGAACAGUUAAGUAUGGUG
Molecule: messenger RNA, 1395 nt
Organism: Scleropages formosus (Asian bonytongue)
Lineage: Eukaryota; Metazoa; Chordata; Actinopteri; Osteoglossiformes; Osteoglossidae
Gene: med18
Product: mediator of RNA polymerase II transcription, subunit 18 homolog (yeast)
Exons: 2
Coding region: 405-1022 (205 amino acids)
Biological process (GO): regulation of transcription by RNA polymerase II; termination of RNA polymerase II transcription
Cellular component (GO): core mediator complex; mediator complex
Molecular function (GO): transcription coregulator activity
Source: RefSeq, a predicted model, not a curated record